GGGAUACAGAAAAAAAAAAAAUGUAACCAAAAAGCUAUUGACUUAUGGGCAAUACAUUCACUAAAAUCAAGGUUCUAUUCAUUGGAUACCACCAUUUUUUUUUUUUCCUGUUUUAUUUUCUUUUCAGGCUAACUGCCAUAACUGUGAUUCCCAUGCCAACAAAACAUAAAACUACACUAUUCAUCACUGUCUCUAGACUCUUUUUCAACAAAAAGGAAUUAAAAAGAACAAGACCCUUUUUUUUUUUUUUUUCCAAUUUAAUAAUUCCACUUUUUCUAGCAAAUUCCAUUUUUUUUCCCAUGGUUUAUAGAGCAUGUAAUUAUUUAUAUAUAAGUGUCAAACUUCGAUCUUUUCUUGGAGCAUAUUUAGAGCAUAUUCUUUAGUUUGUUAGAACCAAAUUUUCUUCCUUUCAUAAAUAUAGAAUCUAUCUUCUUUGUUUAAGCUUGUUUACUAUAGUUAUAUCAGCCGUUUUGAUUUUAUUGGGCUUAUUGUGCUAAAGUUUUAAUGUUUAUCUAUACUUCUGUGUACCCUUUUGGUAUCUUGAGGUUUUAAACCUGGAAUUUGGUCAAUUGGAGCAUGCAAAUUCUUGAAUGAUUAAGAAGUAUUUUGGAGUUAUUGUGCUAAAGUUUUAAUCUUUAUCUAUACUUCUGUUAACCCUUUUGGUUUCUUGAAAGUUUUUAAUCUUGAAUUUGGUAAAUUGGGGCAUGCAAAAUUAUUGAAUGAUUAUGAAGUAUUUUGGGCUUAUUGUGCUAAAGUUUUAAUCUUUAUCUAUACUUCUGUGAAUCCUUUAGGUUUCUUGGAAAUUUUCACCUGGAAUUUGGUUAAUUGGGGCAUCCAGAUUCUUGAAUUUAUUAAGUUUCUGGGGUUAUUAUCUAUACUUCUGUGAACCCUUUUGGUUUCUUGAGAUUUUUAACAAGGAGUUUGGUUAAUUGGGGCAUGCAAGUUGUUGAACAAUUAUGAAGUGUUCUGGUUUUGUUGUUGUGUCAAUCUUGGUUUGGUUUUUGGUUUUUGUUAGCCUUGUUGAGGUUAAUAAAUGUCAAAUUCCAACCACACUUGAUGGACCUUUCAAGCCAGUGACUAUCCCUUUGGAUCAAAGUUUUAGAGGACAUGCUGUUGAUUUACCAGAUACUGACCCUAGAGUUCAAAGGACUGUUAAAGGAUUUGAGCCUGAGCAGAUAUCUGUAUCACUUUCCUCUACUUAUGACUCUGUUUGGAUUUCUUGGAUUACAGGAGAAUAUCAAAUUGGUGACAACAUUAAACCAUUGGAUCCAAGUAAAGUUGGCAGCUUUGUUCAAUAUGGGAAAGAUAAAUCCUCGUUAAGACACAAAGUAAUUGGCCAGUCCCUUAUUUAUAAUCAACUUUAUCCAUUUGAAGGACUUCAGAACUACUCUUCUGGAAUCAUACACCAUGUCCAACUUACAGGGUUGAAACCAGACACAUUAUACUAUUAUCGAUGUGGAGAUCCUUCUAUAGCAGCUAUGAGUACUAUCUAUCAUUUCAAGACGAUGCCUAUUUCUUCUCCAAAGAGCUAUCCAAAGAGAAUAGCGAUUGUAGGGGACCUUGGUCUUACAUACAAUACCACUUCAACGAUUAGCCAUUUGAUGGGGAACAAGCCGGAUCUUGUUCUAUUGGUGGGAGAUGUUACUUAUGCUAACUUGUAUCUCUCAAAUGGAACUGGUGCAGAUUGCUAUUCGUGCUCAUUUAACAACACUCCGAUACAUGAGACCUAUCAGCCUCGGUGGGACUAUUGGGGAAGAUAUAUGCAGCCGCUGGUGUCCAAAAUUCCCAUCAUGGUGGUGGAGGGGAACCAUGAGAUAGAAGAACAAGCCGAAAAUCAGACAUUUGCAGCCUAUCGUUCUCGCUUUGCAUUCCCAUCAAAAGAAAGCGGAUCAUCAUCCCCGUUUUACUAUUCUUUUAAUGCGGGAGGCAUACACUUCAUCAUGCUCGGGGGAUAUGUCGCCUAUAAUAAAUCAGAUGAUCAGUACAAGUGGUUGGAGAAGGACCUGUCUAACGUUGACAGGUCAGUUACUCCGUGGCUGGUUGUCACUUGGCAUCCACCUUGGUACUCUACUUACACGGCACACUAUCGAGAAGCUGAAUGUAUGAAGGUAGCGAUGGAAGAGUUGCUGUACGAGUAUGGUGUCGAUUUAGUCUUCAAUGGACAUGUUCAUGCCUAUGAAAGGUCAAACAGAGUCUAUAACUACACACUGGAUCCUUGCGGCCCAGUCCAUAUAACUGUCGGUGAUGGUGGAAACCGUGAGAAGAUGGCGAUUGAACAUGCUGAUGAGCCAGGCAGAUGUCCUAAACCAGCUAACACGCCAGACAAAUUUAUGGGUGGAUACUGUGCCCGUAAUUUUACGUCAGGUCCAGCAGCCGGCAACUUCUGCUGGGAUCAACAACCUGAAUAUAGUGCAUAUCGAGAAAGUAUUGGCCAUGGAAUACUAGAGGUGAAAAAUGAGACACAUGCUCUAUGGACAUGGCAUAGGAACCAGGAUAUGUACAAUAAAGCUGGAGAUAUAAUUUACAUAGUGAGGCAACCUGAGAAAUGUCCUGUCAAACCAAAGGUUAUUUCUUAAAUGGAAAUUAUGUACCUUCCGUGGAGAAAUCAAAUACAGAAGCAGAUGAUGGGAGACAAAGUCAAACGUGAUUAGAGACACUGUAGCAGUUUUGCAGCUUAUUAAUCAUAAAUAAUGAAAUAUAAAGAAAAUUUAGAAAUUUAUAGCUAUAUUUCCAUUCAAAUAUAAAUUGAUACUCAUUUUAGAAAGAAAAAAAAAAUCUUGUUGGAUGUCUCUACGUUAUAGUUAUUCUCUUAUUAAUAACUAUCAGCUCUUUAAUAA
Molecule: messenger RNA, 2837 nt
Organism: Lycium ferocissimum
Lineage: Eukaryota; Viridiplantae; Streptophyta; Magnoliopsida; Solanales; Solanaceae
Product: purple acid phosphatase 15-like
Molecular function (GO): acid phosphatase activity; metal ion binding
Source: RefSeq, a predicted model, not a curated record